AUGGUUGAACUCUCUAAGGCUGAAAUUGAAGAUAUCAAAGAGGUCUUUGACCUCUUCGACUUUUGGGACGGUCGCGAUGGAAUGAUCGACGCCAUCAAAGUCCCCGAUCUUCUCCGGUGUGCUGGAAUGAACCCAACCCUCAAAGUUGCUCUGAAACACGGAGCUACCAAGAAGGCCUGCGAAAAGCAGUACAAAUUUGAUGAGUUCUUGCCAGUGUAUCAGGCUAUCGUUAAGGAGAAAGAAGAGGGUACUUUCGCAGAUUAUAUGGAGGCAUUCAAAACUUUUGAUCGUGAAGGCCAAGGCAUUAUCAGCCUUGCUGAACUCCGACAUGUCCUCACCAAUUAUGGCGAAAGAUUGUCAGAUAGCGAAGUUGACGAAAUCAUCAAGCUUGUCAAGCUUCACAUAGACUCGGAUGGAAACGUUAAAUAUGAAGGUAAGCCAACUAAUUUAUUUAUAUUAUCUCAAAAUCCUUCAUUGUUAGUGUGCGACUAA
Mesocestoides corti is the source of this 492-nucleotide messenger RNA. NCBI's taxonomy places the organism in Eukaryota, Metazoa, Platyhelminthes, Cestoda, Cyclophyllidea, Mesocestoididae. The record is from the annotation of a GenBank genome assembly.